AUCGAUAAAAUAGAUCUUCGUCCGCUUUUGACACGUAAUGUGGAAAAUUUCAUCCCUCUUCCAUGCCAUUUGGCCAGAAAAGACUCCCGAAUCCAUGCGAAUCCGUGCAAAAUUCUGUGAUUUACCACUAGUGUAGAGAACAUGGCCAAGAAGAUACCUUUUAGUGUUAUUUUCGCCACAGAUGAGGACUCUGCCUUCCCGGCCAGCGAACUCAAUGGUCACGGACCGACAGUCCUUGGCUGGCGCUCCAGUGCCAAUUCCAAGAUCCAGCCACAGGAACUCAUCCUGAAGUUCCACCGCCCGGCAAAAGUGUGUCGAAUUCAGGUGCUGGGACAUCAAUUCAUGAUCCCCGAGCGUAUUGAAUUGUGGCUUCACAAUGCACCCAAAGACUCCCCAACGACUCCAUCCAGUCAAAAUUUCGACUACUUGGGCUUCAUUGUCCUGUCGGACAACUCAGCUUCCCAGUACAAAUCCCGGGAGUUGCAGAGCGUCUCCGUCGCCCCACGAAUGGGCUCGCAUCUGAAGCUGCGCAUGGGAACACCAUACGCAAAUGACCUCAAUGACGCCCGCCAAGUGGCUCUAAUCGGCAUCAACGUCCUGGGCAUGGAUUCUGGAGAGGAUGCAGGUCCUUCAGGAGCUCCAGAAUCCAUUACUUCCAUCUGUGACUGUCUCUCCUUCUCCAUGUACGUCGAGGAGACCAUCUGUGAGGUGGUGAAAGAGUUGGAAGCCAAGAAGUCUAGAGCCGUUGUGGAGGAGCGCUUUGAGUACGCUCGAAAGUUGAAACUCUGCAUGGGAGCCUUGAGGAGUGCUGGUGAGCGUCUGGGACGCUAUGCACUGGCCAAGAGACAAGCCGUUGCCCAGGAAGACUUUUCCACGGCUCGACUGCGAAAGGAGCAAAUCGAGCUGUACCGGAAUUCCGUCUUCAGCCAGCUGGAAGUUUGCAAACUCCUUGAAAAGAGCGGUCCAGUGACUGAGAAUGAUCUCGUCUCUCCAGUCUACAUCUCGAAGCCAGUCCUUCCAUCGCCGCCGAGUCUCCAGGAAGUGGCGCAUCUGCUGCUGAACGAUCCCAAGGAGCAGCACAGUCCGAAGCCACCGAGUCAGAAGAGCGAGAAGCAGGAUGAGCCCUACUUUUCGCCUCAGCUCAGCAAGAUUGGACGCAGCCCCAGCCGAAAUUCACCCACAAACACAGGUUCACUGCGUCGCAGGAACAAGAGCGCCCCACGGAACAGCUAUGAGGAUUACGAGGAGCGAACUCUACCCACGCUGAGGACUUCACAAACUAAUGAAUUUUUAAGGGAAUGCCAAUCCACGCUGGAAGUGGAGGCGAACAGUCGAGGCAGGUUCAAGGUGAUGAAUGAUCGCGAGAGACGCCAAGCGGCCCUUCCGCUCCUCGUCUUUGGCACUGAAUUGGUGAGUGUCUUCAGCAAGAAUCCCUUGAAAAAUGCACAUGAAAGUAAAUCUUCGCAGGUGGAGAUGUUCUACUCGAAGCAGUUCCAGGAUCGCGAAGAGGGUCUCGUGCGUCUGCGGAACAUCCUGAAGAAUCCCACUGUGAUUGAGGGCUCCAUCGGACCCAACAAAGUGGCCAGGAGCUCAACUUUGCUCCUCUAUCGCGCCGUGCGCGAUGCCGUGUUCUCAGUCUUCAGUCAGGCAGCGGAAACGGUGAGAGCUCUCUUUGUGGACUUCAUCCCACAGCGAAUCUCCGCCAAUGAAGUCUCCCGAUGCGUGGAUCGACUGUUGCCUGAGCUGCUGGCCAAGAGCGGGGAUCCAUCGCCUCGAAUCCACACCCUGGCACAGCACACCAUCCUCAGUAUUGCCUCCUGCACCGAAGUGCGCCAGCAGAAUCUCGUGGCUCCGGCCCUGUCGCGUCCUGUGGGCUCCGGCACGCAUCCUCGCCUCGCUCUCAGUCGCAUCCAGAUGCUGGAGCAGUUGGUGCUGAGCCAGGGCAUCAGCACGGACAAGCAGAGCGGCCUCACGUGCCGCUCGCUGACCGAGUGCGGCUGCUCAGGCAUACACCAUCCCUCGGAACCAGUGCGCAAGGUGGCCGAGCGCGUGCUCCUGCAGGUCUAUCGCAUCAAUCCGCGCCUCAUCCGGAAGCAACUGCCUCCGGACGAUGAUAUCACGCGCCGCAAUCUUCUCUAUCGGCAACUCUUCACCGAGUUCGAUAAGAUCGACAAGGCGCGCCGCAGCGAGAUGUUGGAGCCAAUGCGAGACGACCAGGUGGAUGAGGAGGAAGGAGCUGCCUUCGGCGACGCGUGGGACGUGGAGGAGCUGAAGGUGUCUUUGCCAAGCAUGGCAAAUGGGGAGAAGAAUGGAUGCAAGCAGACUGUGCAAUGUUCCUUCUGUGAUUGGGUCUGUGAGAAAGACAGCGGGCAACUGGACAAGCACUACUGGAAGUCCUGUCCGCUACUCAUGAAGUGUCCGCAGUGCCAGUGCGUCCUGGAAGUGUCCGCCUAUUCGCAUCACCUAACAAACGAGUGCGAGGCGAAGGAGAGCUACGUGAUUUGCAAGAGAUGCUCGGAGGCCGUCCACAUGGAACUCUUCCAGCUGCAUCUCCUCGAGGAGUACUGCCGCGAAGUGCCGCCCAGUAGCGUGCGAUGCCCUCUUUGCCACGAGAACAUCCCGGAGAAUGGCUGGAAGGAGCACUUCCUCGACCAGGCGCUCUUCUGUCGCGGCAACAGCCGCCGACAUGGUGGCAAGAAGUAGACUUUUUGA
Molecule: messenger RNA, 2712 nt
Organism: Phlebotomus argentipes
Lineage: Eukaryota; Metazoa; Arthropoda; Insecta; Diptera; Psychodidae
Product: centrosomal protein of 104 kDa
Exons: 7
Coding region: 142-2703 (853 amino acids)
Cellular component (GO): cilium
Source: RefSeq, a predicted model, not a curated record